AUGUCGGCCACAAUUCAUCUCCUAUUCUUUUGGCUCACCUCCCGUGUUCAUGCCAUGGAGUCUGAUACCUUCAACACCUUCUUCAACACCUUCAUCGAGCAGUUUUCCUCCCAGUUACACAACACUCUGCAUGGCUCGCUCCUCAAACCUGCUAUUGUCCGUCCGAGUUCUGGUGGUGCUGUUCGUCAUGAGCGAACGAAAGCUGGCCGACAGAAACCUUAUUCCACGCACACUGUACCCAGCAAAUCAGCACAUUCUUUGUUCCAAACUAGCCCGACGAUCAGCUGCAACCCAAACCUGGCCUCUUCCUCUCGUUAUGUCUUAUCUGUCGAUACCACAGUUCACACCGAGUCAGUUUUGUCGCAAUGCCUCGCCACCUCUACCCUUAACCAAUACGGUGCAUCUUUGCAGUCCUUUAUGGCCUUUUGUGAUGCGGAGAACAUUUUCCUUGGCAUGCACCUCCCUGCCGAUGAGUUCCUGCUUUGUGCAUUUGCGGCAUCAAAAGCGGGGUCUCACGGUCGUUCCUCUGUUCAAAAUAUGUUAUCUGCUGUGCGCACAUGGCAUAUCAUUCAAGGCGUAGCAUGGCAUGGAGGCCCUCACCUUGCCUACAUUCUCAAUGCCGUUGAACGCCUCAGUCCUGAUCGACAAACCCCUCAGCUACCAAUCACACGCUCGAUGCUGGAGCUUCUUCAUCGUGAACUCAACGCAUCUGAUCCGGAGCUGCUCUGCAUUCUAUGUGCGGCCAAUGUGGCCUUUUAG
This is a messenger RNA of Laetiporus sulphureus 93-53, 759 nucleotides long. RefSeq lists its product as uncharacterized. Lineage: Eukaryota; Fungi; Basidiomycota; Agaricomycetes; Polyporales; Laetiporaceae. The coding region runs from base 1 to 759 and encodes 252 amino acids. The transcript has a single exon. The record is from RefSeq and is a predicted model, not a curated record.